Molecule: messenger RNA, 480 nt
Organism: Penicillium cinerascens
Lineage: Eukaryota; Fungi; Ascomycota; Eurotiomycetes; Eurotiales; Aspergillaceae
Exons: 3
Coding region: 1-480 (159 amino acids)
Source: RefSeq, a predicted model, not a curated record
AUGCCGACCGACAACCACGGAAAGGAGUACACUUUCAAGAGCUCCGGCACCAACAGCGAGGGUAACCACUAUUGCGCUCGUGAUUUCGGUCGCGAUGCUCCCAACCAGAACACAUACCACUACUCUAACCAGGACGGCUCGUACUUCUACUCCAACUCGGACGGCAGCAAGUACUACAACAACGGCCAGGGCGACUCCUGGUACACCCCUCCCGACGUCGAGUCGUCGAGCUCGUCUGGCCCACCCGCAUCGUCUGACCAAUCUGCCUCAUCGGUGCAGCCUGGGUCGUCUGCCAACUCGUCAAGCUCGGUGGGAUCGGAUGACUCGUCAGCUUCAUUUCAAACCUAUGAAUCCGACGAAUCGAUAGGAUUCGAUGACACCGCAAAAUCCGAUGAAUCGAUGGGAUUCCAGGACCAGGCGGGUUCUGGUGAAUUCGACGGCUAUGAUGACGGCGGUUAUGGUUACGAUGAUGAGGAUUGA